AUGUCCGCACCUUCCGCUAGUGAUUCCAAGAAUGUGCAAAUGAAUUUGCAAGCGGAAAAAGUGCCCACGCAACGUUCUUUGUUUGCCGGAGAAGAGGAGGAGUUUGGCGACGAAGAACUUGGCGACGACGUUGACCUUGGCAUGGGCCAAUAUGACCGCGAUCUUGGCGUAUCCGCAGCGGAUGAUUACAAUAUGUCUGCGUCUAAUUCUCACGAUGGUACAGCGACAGACUCUCAGCAAGUUGCCGCUGCCCAAACCGCGAUUCCGGAGCCUGUGCGCAAGUAUCUGACCCUGUUUCACCAAGCCGUUGUACAAAACAAUGUGAUAGGCAUCAGUAACGCAUACGAGUCUCACUGGAACCGUUUGAAGGAGAAGUACUAUCAGCGCACAGAAUGGCCCGAUGCAGAAGUCAUUGCACCUCUCGUGGGAAACGACCAUAAGUUUCUGCUGCUCUACCGCGAGUUGUGGUACAGGCACAUUUAUUCACGACUUUCUCCCGACGGAGAAGAUCGUACGCAGUCGUACGAUAAUUACUGCGAUUUCUUUAACUAUGUCCUCAAUUCGGACGGUCCUGUGCCACUGGAGCUUCCUGUGCAAUGGCUCUGGGACAUUAUUGACGAGUUUAUCUACCAAUACCAGUCGUACUCGCAGUGGCGCAGUAAAGCGACUGCGAAGAACGAGUCCGAAAUUCAGCUCCUUCAGGACACGGGCGUGUGGAGCAGCUACAGUGUUUUGAAUGUGCUCUACUCUCUCAUCCAAAAGUCUAACAUCACGGAACAGCUCAUUGCGAGUAACGAAGGGAAAGACCCCGACGAGGUCGCUGGCGAAUUUGGCUCGCGCCCUUUGUACAAGAUGCUCGGCUACUUCAGCAUUAUCGGCCUGCUCCGUGUGCAUGUCCUGCUGGGAGACUACUCACUUGCACUCAAGAUGAUGGAUCAUGUGAACCUGAACAAGAAGAACGGGUUUUUGAACCGGGUGACUGCGUGCCAUGUAACUGCAUACUACUACGUUGGGUUUGCUUACAUGAUGCUUAGGCGUUACCCUGACGCUAUACGUGCCUAUACGCACAUCUUAGUUUUUGUCAUGCGUCUCCGCCAAUAUCACACACGGAGUUACCAGUACGAUUUGAUCAACAAGAUGGCCGACCGCAUGUAUGCUUUGCUUGCUAUUUGUUGUGCACUGUGCCCUACGCGUUUGGACGACAAUGUGCAAACGGCCAUGCGCGAAAAAUACGGCGAGCAAUUUUCUAAGAUGACCAAGGGUGACAGCGACGCACUCACCGCAUACCAAGAGCUCUUUUUGUAUGCUUGUCCGAAAUUUAUUACUUGCAAUCCUCCCCCUUAUGAUAAUGCGGAGGCCCUUAAGACAUACACUCAAUCACCACCAUUGGAUGCCGUGCAACAUCAGCUUCGAGUUUUCCUCGCAACGGUGAAGACGCAGUUGUCCAACGUGCAUGUGCGCUCCUUCCUUCGUCUCUACACUUCACUUGGCACUGACAAGCUUGCCGGAUUUUUGGACGCGGACGAGGAAGAAGUGGUUGAAAUGAUGAUGGUGUUAAAGAACAGUACUCAGAGUCUAAAGUGGACUGGCGGUGGAUUGCUCGAGGGCGAGGUUAUUAAUACAAGCGAUCUUCAAUUCGCUGUUGAUACUGACAUGGUGCACAUUGCGGAAUCUCGCAUUGGGCGCCGCUAUGGUGAUUGGUUUGUACGGAACGCUAAUCGGAUGAACAAUGUUUUGGCAAGUAUGUUGCGGAAGCCGCUUCCCAUUGCCAACCGUCCCCAAAAGGGCACCAGCGCUGUGACCAAAUCCAAGGGCUCGUAG
Molecule: messenger RNA, 1821 nt
Organism: Malassezia vespertilionis
Lineage: Eukaryota; Fungi; Basidiomycota; Malasseziomycetes; Malasseziales; Malasseziaceae
Exons: 1
Coding region: 1-1821 (606 amino acids)
Biological process (GO): translational initiation
Cellular component (GO): cytoplasm; eukaryotic translation initiation factor 3 complex
Molecular function (GO): translation initiation factor activity
Source: RefSeq, a predicted model, not a curated record